UAUCAUGACGCACCAACUUCAGCACAGGCAAAUAAUAUAUACACCUUUCUGAACAAAACAUUGCACCUAAUUAACCAAUCAUUAUUUCCAGCCCCUAAACUAUAAAAGGAAACUCUUUCAUCCUAUUUCUUCACACCACCACCAAGCAACAAUAUAAGCACUAGUGUCUUGUGAGUUGUGACUGGUAAUAUAUUCUUAUAAUUUCAAAACAACACUUCAUAAAAUACCAAAAAUGAAAAAUAUCAUGCAAGAAUCUCUCAUUUCAACCUCAUUCCUUCUCCUUGUGAUUACUUUCUACACCACCAUCUCUUUAGCCCAACUCUCCCCAAUUCAACCUCCAACAACAACAUCAUCAUCACCACCAUUACCAUCAACCACAGCAUCACCACCAUUACCAGCAACAACAGCAACAGCACCAUCACCAGGAUUAAACACAGUUCCACUUGUGCCAACAACACCAACUGGUGCACCAUCACCCCUCAUCCCAAAAGGACCCACCAUUGACAUAAUCAACAUCCUCCAAAAAGCAAAGAGAUUUUCCGUCCUAAUCCGUCUUCUCAAAACAACACAAUUAAUCAACCAACUCAACUCACAGCUAGUAUCAUCAUCAGGUUCAGGUGGUUUAACAAUUUUUGCACCAGAAGACAGUGACUUCUCCAAACUCAAAGCCGGAUUCUUAAACUCUCUAUCUGAUAGACAAAAAGUUGAACUCUUACAGUUUCACACUCUUGCUUCAUUCAUCUCAAUCUCAAAUUUCGAUACCUUAACCAACCCUGUUCAAACACAAGCCGGGGAUGACGCUAGGCUUCAACUUAACGUCACUACUUACGGUGGAAACCAAGUUAGUAUGGCUACUGGAGCCGUUAAUGCUUCCGUUACCGGUACUGUUUAUACCGAUAGUAAACUUGCUAUUUAUCAGGUAGAUAAGGUUCUUCUUCCUCUUGAUCUUGUUCUUCCGGCUAAGGCUCCGGCGUUAGCCCCUGCGCCUGGUAAGGGUUUGCCUAAGGCUGGAAAAACUAAUUCAUCUGCCGUAGAUGAUGGUAGCAGUGCUGGUAGCGAUGAUGGUGAUGGGAAGGAUUUGCCGGCAGAAGCGUCUAAUGCAGGUGUUGUAGUGAUGUGGGUGAAUCUUGUUGUUUUUGGAAUGGCUUUGGUUGGUGGGAUUGUUCUAUAAGGUGGAUGUGGAAUUAUUGAUUUUGUUGUAAUUUUUUAUGUUUUUGUUUUGUUCUGUUUCCUGUGAGUGAUUCUGUUUUCAUUUGAGGUUCUUUUAGUAUUUUUAUGAUUCUUCUUCUAUGUUGUUUUGUUUUGAUAACUUGUAAUUUGUGUUUCUUACAUGGAUUAUUGAAAUCCAAUUUAUACACGACUGUGUUUCUUA
Messenger RNA from Lathyrus oleraceus (garden pea), 1372 nucleotides. Its product is annotated as fasciclin-like arabinogalactan protein 11. Gene Ontology annotation, biological process: plant-type secondary cell wall biogenesis. The transcript has a single exon. NCBI's taxonomy places the organism in Eukaryota, Viridiplantae, Streptophyta, Magnoliopsida, Fabales, Fabaceae. Bases 233 to 1171 code for a protein of 312 amino acids. Gene Ontology annotation, cellular component: plasma membrane. The record is from RefSeq and is a predicted model, not a curated record.